CUCCCGUUUUAAGCAGCAAAUUGCAACUCCAUCUGAACCAUUUCCUGUUUAAACAAAGAAUGAAAGGGAAAAGGGAAUAACAUUAACUUCCUGAAUGACAGCAUUCCAGUUCUGAGACUGGCCACGAUGCAGCUGCCAAUCAGAAACAGGCCUUGGAGGGAAGCUCUGGGAUGCUGUUUACAUGUUCUGUGAUUUCUCCUUUUCGCUUCUGAUGUUGUCCAACUUGGAAAGUUCUCUUGGAUUGUUGCUGUUACAUGUCUUUGUAAAUAGCUAGGACUUUAAUUCCUGCAUCAAAUGGAAAUCGAACUAAAAGGAAAGGGCUGCUUGUACCUCUGUAGCUUCAGAUCGUUCUGAAAGAAAUAAGCCUGACCACCGCUCUUCAGGUCAAGGCCCCCUGUCAUCCAUUAAAGCAGUAAUCAAGAGAACACUCAUGAAUAGUGCACAUCAAAUAUGCCCCGUGGAAGAGCUUCUCGGACAUCUGGCCACAGUGAGCAGCAAAGAGAGAGAAGGCGCCCUGAAAUCACAAUAGUUGCAGCUGAGCCGCUUGGGCCAUCCUCCUGGUUUCCUGGUGGAAAUCAUGUCCCUCAGCAGGGGUUAGGUUUUCAGCCGCCUCACACCCAGGCCCCUUGGAGAACAAAUGAUCUUGUUUCAGCCGAGCCCCCUUCCUAUGAGCAGGUAAUCAAAGAGAUCAAUCGAGUGCAAGUCAACACUCCUAGCAACAAUAAUGCUCCCAGUGCUGUUAGUGCUAGAUGCACCGCUACGUCUUCAACACAGACUGACUUUCCAGAAGAGAUAAUCAGCAACUUGCCAGGAACAAAUGUGAAAAGUAAUCUGCAUGGUCUCUGUGAAUGCGAAAGCACUCCAGCUGUACCAAUUCCUCGAAAGCCACCUAGACCUUCAUCAUCUCUGCUGAUCAGCAAUCCUUCCAAAAAUGAGGAACUUCUAGUUGUGUUGGAAGAGGAGCAGGCAUGUCAGGAGAAGCCUAAUGCUGUAAUAUGUCCUGUUCCAAAACCAAGAUCAAAAGGCAAUCUGAAACCUGUAGUUAGAGAUACUCAAAGCAACGCACAAGACAAUCAGGAAGAAGAAAGCCAGUCAAGGACUGAAAAGGACACACCGGCAAUUCAGCUGCUGUCCUUACUAGAUGACAGCCUUUGGGACACUCAUAUGGACAGUAUGGAUAAAGAUAAGAGCCAAAGUAGCAUACUAACUCGGAUUAAAGCUUUUGAAUCGCAAGCAAACACCGAAACAAAGAAGCCAGAAAUAUCUCCACGCUCCUUAGGCCCCAAACCCAUAAUAAGUGCAAAAAAGCCUGUGGUGGCACCAAAGCCAGUGGCCAACAGAGCUUCAGGUGAGUGGGAUUCGUGGACAGAAAGCAAACUAAAGGUCAUUUCCCAGGAAAGGCAACCACAACCUCAGGAAGUUGGGAGCAACAUAACCAAGCCUGAAUUGCCAAAGAAACCAAAAUCAGGCAUUGUAAAAAGCAGUAGCAAUGGAUUGCUUAGUUCAACAGGCAAGUCAGCUUCAGAAGAUAGUAAUGGACAGAGAAAGUCUCCCAUUCCUGCUCCUCGGCCACUUGUUCCCAAGAAGUCGGUUUCGUUUGAAAGCCCUGCUCUUCCUAUGCUUCCACUAAAGCCAGUAAGUGCUACUCCUAGGCUCUCUGUAGCUGCCCAGUCAAAUGCCUUUCGAUCCCUGGCGGAGCCCCCUGCAAGCAGCCUCACAGCACCUCCAGGGCAGAGCAAGCCACCUGCGGAAGGAGAUCUGAUUAGCUUUGAUGAUGAUGUUUUACCCCCUAACUCAGCCGGGACUUCUCAGGAAAUUACGCCGUCAGAAUCUGAUGUUGUCACUUUGCCCUCCAAACAAGAGCCUGCAAAAGAACAGGCAGUUCAACCAGCUGUUGUGCGCAAACCCACUGUGAUCCGAAUCCCAGCUAAAUCAACAAAAGCUUUAAAUGAAGUUCCAGAGAGCCCUCCUCCACUUCCUACAGAAAAACCAAUAGGGAACACAUCUGGCGUUUCGGCUGGAAAACCCAAUAACAACAAAGCAACAACAAAUGUGGAAUCUGAGCAUUCUAGUUUGAAACAGCCAUCCAAGAAUGAACCCAUAAUGCCCCCAAGGCCUGGUGAUGGAAAAACCACGCCAGCUCGACCUCCUCCACCUAAGGGUGCCCCUGGAAGGCCGCCACCACCAAAGUCUACCAAGGCCUCAUCGCAAAAGGGGAGGUUUUCUCGCUCAUCAUCUGACGUGAACCUCCAUAAACAACCAGGCAAAUCAGGGCCAGGAGUCAAGAGAACAAAGAAUGAUACUGCUAAAAAUCAAGAUCCAGCUUUACCUCCUCGACCCAAGCCAGGCCAUCCUCUCUACAGUAAAUACAUGCUUCCUGUGCCUCAUGGAAUCGCCAAGGAAGAUAUCUCUCCACAAGAUCCUGGCCAUCUCUCUUGCAAGCGUGGAGACGUACUUGUGCUGGUGGACCAUGUUGACAACAGCAUCAUUGAAUGUCAAAAGGGCGAAGAAACUGGCAAAGUUCAUUCAUCCCAGAUGGAGAUAAUAACUCCACUGGAUGAGAGUUUGAAAAGCAGACAGAAGGAUUCGGACAAUAUGCAGAAGAUUUCCGACCCACGUGUUCCUCAUGCGAUAGUGCUGCAUGAUUUUCUAGCAGAACAUACUGAUGAUUUGGACCUCUAUUCUGGAGAGACCGUUUAUCUUCUGGAGAAAAUAGAUGACGAGUGGUACAGAGGAAAAUGCAAGAAUUGCACAGGGAUCUUUCCUGCCAGCUUUGUCAAAGUUAUUGUUGAUAUUCCAGAAGAAGGCAACAGGAAAAAAGGGCACUUUUCAUCAUCAAGUAUCGUAGGCCCUAGGUGUAUAGCUCGAUUUGAGUACAUCGGAGAUCAGAAAGACGAAUUAAGCUUUUCGGAAGGUGAAAUUAUUACUUUGAAGGAAUAUGUCAAUGAAGAAUGGGCUAGAGGAGAGCUGAGAGGCACAUCUGGAAUUUUCCCCUUGAACUUCGUAGAAAUUAUUGAAGAUCUCCCUGGACCAGAUGGUGGAACAUCACUGAAUAAGAAUUCUGUGUCUGUGUCACAGCUUGAAGGACAUGCCGGACAGUGGUGUGAUGCACUCCAUGAUUUUACAGCGGAAACGCAGGAAGACUUGUCUUUUAAAAGGGGAGAUCGAAUCUUGAUAUUGGAACACUUGGACUCAGAGUGGUACAGAGGGAGACUGAAUGGAAAGGAAGGAAUUUUCCCUGCAGUGUUUGUUCAUGUUUGCUCAGGAGGAACGCAGUCAUCACAACCUCCAGGUACUAAGAAACGAAAAGCCAAGGCUUUAUAUGACUUCCAUGCUGAGAACGUAGAUGAACUCUCCUUCAAGGUUGGUGAUAUCCUAACAGAACUGGAGUCUGUAGAUGAAGAAUGGAUGACUGGAGAGCUACAUGGCAAAACUGGAAUAUUCCCCAAAAACUUUGUCCAGAUUACGCAUUCCUCCUGAAGAUAAAACCCAGUUUUGGACCAUCUGCCUACAGAAGCCUAUACAAGCAAAUACCUUACUAGCACAAAAGCACAUUACUGCAGGCAGCAAUGCCCUCUAUGAUCAUAAGAUCUACUCUUUGACUAUCAAAUGCAUUUUUGCACUAUUUUUAUAAAGGUAUACUAGAAUAUACAAUUUUGUAGACUAUACAAUA
Lacerta agilis (Sand lizard) is the source of this 3673-nucleotide messenger RNA. It is a transcript of the gene SH3D19, whose product is annotated as SH3 domain containing 19. The record is from RefSeq and is a predicted model, not a curated record. The transcript has 22 exons. Lineage: Eukaryota; Metazoa; Chordata; Lepidosauria; Squamata; Lacertidae. Gene Ontology annotation, molecular function: protein binding. Bases 451 to 3480 code for a protein of 1009 amino acids.